AUGUUGUCUCUCGUCAAAACUGCCGCCGUGGUGGCCGCGGUAGCCAGCACGGCCCUCGGCGCCACGAUUCCCACGUUUACACAGGCGCAGAUCGACUCGGGCGAGGCCAUGCGCCAGCUCGGCAAGAUUGCCUACGACACGGCCAUGGCGCGCGCGGCCAAAGCGACGACGGGCUGCACCGCGGACAAAGUCAAGAUCCGCAAGGAGUGGUAG
Molecule: messenger RNA, 213 nt
Organism: Sporothrix brasiliensis 5110
Lineage: Eukaryota; Fungi; Ascomycota; Sordariomycetes; Ophiostomatales; Ophiostomataceae
Exons: 1
Coding region: 1-213 (70 amino acids)
Source: RefSeq, a predicted model, not a curated record